CCGCCUCAGCCUGUCAGCCUCCUUCGAGGCGCUCGCCAUCUACUUCCCGUGCAUGAACUCCUUCGACGACGAGGACGCGGAAGGAGACAGCCGGAGGCUGAAGGGGGCCAUUCAGAGGAGCACGGAGACGGGCCUGGCGGUGGAGAUGCCCAGCCGGACUCUGCGCCAGACCAGCCAUGAGUCCAUCGAGGACAGCAUGAACAGCUAUGGCUCGGAGGGCAACCUUAACUACGGGGGAGUCUGCCUGGCAUCAGACGCGCAGUUCAGUGAUUUCCUGGGUAGCAUGGGGCCAGCGCAGUUUGUGGGCCGCCAGACCCUGGCCACCACACCAAUGGGCGACGUGGAGAUUGGCUUGCAGGAGCGGAAUGGUCAGCUUGAAGUGGACAUCAUCCAGGCUCGGGGACUGACGGCCAAGCCAGGCUCCAAGACACUGCCAGCGGCCUACAUCAAGGCCUACCUGCUGGAGAACGGCGUCUGCAUUGCCAAGAAGAAGACCAAAGUCGCUCGCAAGUCAUUGGACCCGCUGUAUAACCAGGUGCUGCUGUUUCCUGAGAGUCCCCAGGGCAAAGUCCUGCAGGUGAUUGUGUGGGGGAACUACGGACGGAUGGAACGGAAGCAGUUCAUGGGUGUGGCCCGCGUGCUGCUGGAGGAGCUGGACUUGAGCACCCUAGCUGUGGGCUGGUACAAGCUCUUCCCCACCUCCUCCAUGGUGGACCCAGCCACAGGCCCCCUGCUCCGGCAGGCAUCCCAGUUGUCCCUUGAGAGCACCGUGGGGCCCUGUGGUGAGCAAUCUUAGUGCCAGGGAUGGGAAGGGGCUCCCUGAGAUGGCCUGGAGACUACCCAGCCCCUACCUGGGACCCAGGCCCAGGGGCAUCUUGAACAGAGGAGGAUGGGGUUCUCCCCAACAGUGGGGAAGCAGAACGGGGAGACCUGCCCCUCUUGGGACCCUCCUCACCCCUUCUUUGCCUCCUAUCCCCUGAGACCUUUCCUCUCCCAGCGGGAUUGGCUGCAGUUUUGACUUGGCCGGUUCUUGACCUGGUGGAUGUGGCUGCAAUCCGAAGAAGGGAAAGACUGAGGUGGCAGAGCAAACCAUUCUCCUGCCCCAGACACUGUCUGACUGCUCCCCCUUUUUUGCGUCCUCGGAAGCUCGCUCCCGGAGCCAAGUCCAGAACCCAGCGGCCAUCUCCAUGGUGCCAAUUACCAGCAAGUGUCUUUCCUGCGGCACCGGGUUCAGGCAGCUACACCUGUCCCAAAGCUGAUGGGUCAGCUUUGCAAGGAUCCGGAGCCAGCUCUGGGGGGCCCAAAGUCCCCCACUUGAAGAGGAGCUCCGGCCUCCCUCCGCCUGCCCGUGGAAAGAGCUUUGCCGCAGCCUGUCCAAGUCUGUCUGUCUGUCCCCUCCUGCCUGCCUCUCUUCCAGUGGAAUUGGGGUCCAGCAGGGACCAAAGGAAAGGAGGAGGUGCCCAGAGCCUGGCACAGACCCCUGGGGUACCUUGCUCUGUGGGAUUGAGACAAAUUGUUUUGGGAACUGUGGGACUGGAAAGAACUCUGUCAUCUGGGUUUUGGUGGAGGAGCUGUGGGACCGUGAUUUUCCAGAACCCCAAGCCCAGAGAGCUUACCAUCUCUGCAUUUUGGGGUGCUGGAUUGGAGAGGGAGUCUAGGGAAAGCUGGGGUUGGGACUAGUGGUGCCAAGGUGAGGGUUUCCCAAAUAAGAGAAUCCUUUCUUUUUGGAUGAGGUCAAAGGUCAUCUUGUCUACCCCUCUGCCUCCAGGCUAGGGGCCUAGAGAAGCAACAGAUCUCCCCUAUUUCAGCCUUUUUAAACAAACCAUGUGUACUAAGGAUAGAACCCACUGCCCUGGCCUCAAUUACCUUGGCUCAAGGAGAGAAAGAGAGAGGAGGUAUUUGUUUAAGAACCGUGAGAUUCCUUCUCAAGCAGGCCUGGGUAGUUGCCUUCCUGGCCCAGCCCUCCCUAGGGCCUACGGAAGCCCUUUUGCAUGCUGGGGAGGACUCGGGCUGGCCCCUCUUUAUAGAAGCACAUUUCUGCCACCUCCCCUGGGAGGCACCCAGCAGCCCACCACCCCUCAUUACUCAGUCCCUGCUGUGUAGGGCAUAGUCCAGGUUAGCUGGGUAGAGUUAGUGUUCCAAGCCCUGGGGCCUGUCCUUAGCUCGCACAUAGUUGUCACAGAGACCCAGGACGGGGUGGAGAGGAGAUACAAGUACAUUCCAGGAGACCACUAUCUCCUUGCUGGCCUGGGCCUGGGGCUCAGGAGGCCAGCCCUCCUUCUCCCCCUGCCUUCCCCUCCCCCUGUAGGGUUGUAGCUGGAGCUGCCCACUAUACUCAGAUGUUCUGAUUUAUUAUCCUUGGUUCUAAUUUUAUUUGUGAAGCAUUCCUGAGGAUGUGGGCUUGGUGGAGGGGGCCUGGAUGCUAUUCGAGGGGGUCAUUUUCCACUGAGGACACCCAGCUGUGUCCACUCCCACCUUGUCCCUGGUUCCACAAUAGACUACUGACCAGAUGAUUCCUUCAUCUGGAAUUCCUCACC
This is a messenger RNA of Miniopterus natalensis, 2537 nucleotides long. It is a transcript of the gene RIMS4, whose product is annotated as regulating synaptic membrane exocytosis 4. Gene Ontology annotation, molecular function: transmembrane transporter binding; small GTPase binding. NCBI's taxonomy places the organism in Eukaryota, Metazoa, Chordata, Mammalia, Chiroptera, Miniopteridae. Gene Ontology annotation, biological process: regulation of synaptic vesicle exocytosis; positive regulation of synaptic transmission; calcium ion-regulated exocytosis of neurotransmitter. The record is from RefSeq and is a predicted model, not a curated record. Gene Ontology annotation, cellular component: cytoskeleton of presynaptic active zone; presynaptic membrane.